Closterium sp. Yama58-4 is the source of this 2595-nucleotide messenger RNA. NCBI's taxonomy places the organism in Eukaryota, Viridiplantae, Streptophyta, Zygnematophyceae, Desmidiales, Closteriaceae. The record is from the annotation of a GenBank genome assembly.
AUGGUUCAAAGGCACAGGAUGAUCAGAGGCAGAGGCCUCCUGCCGCGCUUCUCAGGGCCUCCUGCCGCGCUUCUCAGGGCCUCCUGCCGCGCUUCUCAGGGCCUCCUGCCGCGCUUCUCAGGGCCUCCUGCCGCGCUUCUCAGGGCCUCCUGCCGCGCUUCUCAGGGCCUCCUGCCGCGCUUCUCAGGGCCUCCUGCCGCGCUUCUCAGGGCCUCCUGCCGCGCUUCUCAGGGCCUCCUGCCGCGCUUCUCAGGGCCUCCUGCCGCGCUUCUCAGGGCCUCCUGCCGCGCUUCUCAGGGCCUCCUGCCGCGCUUCUCAGGGCCUCCUGCCGCGCUUCUCAGGGCCUCCUGCCGCGCUUCUCAGGGCCUCCUGCCGCGCUUCUCAGGGCCUCCUGCCGCGCUUCUCAGGGCCUCCUGCCGCGCUUCUCAGGGCCUCCUGCCGCGCUUCUCAGGGCCUCCUGCCGCGCUUCUCAGGGCCUCCUGCCGCGCUUCUCAGGGCCUCCUGCCGCGCUUCUCAGGGCCUCCUGCCGCGCUUCUCAGGGCCUCCUGCCGCGCUUCUCAGGGCCUCCUGCCGCGCUUCUCAGGGCCUCCUGCCGCGCUUCUCAGGGCCUCCUGCCGCGCUUCUCAGGGCCUCCUGCCGCGCUUCUCAGGGCCUCCUGCCGCGCUUCUCAGGGCCUCCUGCCGCGCUUCUCAGGGCCUCCUGCCGCGCUUCUCAGGGCCUCCUGCCGCGCUUCUCAGGGCCUCCUGCCGCGCUUCUCAGGGCCUCCUGCCGCGCUUCUCAGGGCCUCCUGCCGCGCUUCUCAGGGCCUCCUGCCGCGCUUCUCAGGGCCUCCUGCCGCGCUUCUCAGGGCCUCCUGCCGCGCUUCUCAGGGCCUCCUGCCGCGCUUCUCAGGGCCUCCUGCCGCGCUUCUCAGGGCCUCCUGCCGCGCUUCUCAGGGCCUCCUGCCGCGCUUCUCAGGGCCUCCUGCCGCGCUUCUCAGGGCCUCCUGCCGCGCUUCUCAGGGCCUCCUGCCGCGCUUCUCAGGGCCUCCUGCCGCGCUUCUCAGGGCCUCCUGCCGCGCUUCUCAGGGCCUCCUGCCGCGCUUCUCAGGGCCUCCUGCCGCGCUUCCAGGGCCUCCUGCCGCGCUUCCCAGGGCCUCCUGCCGCGCUUCCCAGGGCCUCCUGCCGCGCUUCCCAGGGCCUCCUGCCGCGCUUCCCAGGGCCUCCUGCCGCGCUUCCCAGGGCCUCCUGCCGCGCUUCCCAGGGCCUCCUGCCGCGCUUCCCAGGGCCUCCUGCCGCGCUUCCCAGGGCCUCCUGCCGCGCUUCCCAGGGCCUCCUGCCGCGCUUCCCAGGGCCUCCUGCCGCGCUUCCCAGGGCCUCCUGCCGCGCUUCCCAGGGCCUCCUGCCGCGCUUCCCAGGGCCUCCUGCCGCGCUUCCCAGGGCCUCCUGCCGCGCUUCCCAGGGCCUCCUGCCGCGCUUCCCAGGGCCUCCUGCCGCGCUUCCCAGGGCCUCCUGCCGCGCUUCCCAGGGCCUCCUGCCGCGCUUCCCAGGGCCUCCUGCCGCGCUUCCCAGGGCCUCCUGCCGCGCUUCCCAGGGCCUCCUGCCGCGCUUCCCAGGGCCUCCUGCCGCGCUUCCCAGGGCCUCCUGCCGCGCUUCCCAGGGCCUCCUGCCGCGCUUCCCAGGGCCUCCUGCCGCGCUUCCCAGGGCCUCCUGCCGCGCUUCCCAGGGCCUCCUGCCGCGCUUCCCAGGGCCUCCUGCCGCGCUUCCCAGGGCCUCCUGCCGCGCUUCCCAGGGCCUCCUGCCGCGCUUCCCAGGGCCUCCUGCCGCGCUUCCCAGGGCCUCCUGCCGCGCUUCCCAGGGCCUCCUGCCGCGCUUCCCAGGGCCUCCUGCCGCGCUUCCCAGGGCCUCCUGCCGCGCUUCCCAGGGCCUCCUGCCGCGCUUCCCAGGGCCUCCUGCCGCGCUUCUCAGGGCCUCCUGCCGCACUUCUCAGGGCCUCCUGCCGCGCUUCCCAGGGCCUCCUGCCGCGCUUCUCAGGGCCUCCUGCCGCGCUUCCCAGGGCCUCCUGCCGCGCUUCCCAGGGCCUCCUGCCGCGCUUCCCAGGGCCUCCUGCCGCGCUUCCCAGGGCCUCCUGCCGCGCUUCCCAGGGCCUCCUGCCGCGCUUCCCAGGGCCUCCUGCCGCGCUUCCGAGGGCCUCCUGCCGCGCUUCCCAGGGCCUCCUGCCGCGCUUCCGAGGGCCUCCUGCCGCGCUUCCGAGGGCCUCCUGCCGCGCUUCCGAGGGCCUCCUGCCGCGCUUCCGAGGGCCUCCUGCCGCGCUUCCGAGGGCCUCCUGCCGCGCUUCCGAGGGCCUCCUGCCGCGCUUCCGAGGGUCUCCUGCCGCGCUUCCGAGGGUCUCCUGCCGCGCUUCCGAGGGUCUCCUGCCGCGCUUCCGAGGGUCUCCUGCCACGCUUCCGAGGGUCUCCUGCCACGCUUCCGAGGGUCUCCUGCCACGCUUCCGAGGGUCUCCUGCCACGCUUCGGUCUCCUGCCACGCUUCGAAGGGUCUCCUGCCAUGCUUCUCAACUGCUUCACUGGCCUACCUUCUAGACAUCACUGGCAGUGGUGGCUUUGGACACGAUUAA